This is a messenger RNA of Osmia bicornis bicornis, 818 nucleotides long. RefSeq lists its product as uncharacterized. Bases 149 to 766 code for a protein of 205 amino acids. The record is from RefSeq and is a predicted model, not a curated record. The transcript is spliced from 6 exons. Gene Ontology annotation, biological process: humoral immune response; defense response to bacterium. Lineage: Eukaryota; Metazoa; Arthropoda; Insecta; Hymenoptera; Megachilidae.
CUGCGUACACAUUUGCUUGAGGGACUUACCCGGACGUUAUCGUAUACGGAAUUAGUAGGAAGACUUGUAUAUAAACCGCCAGAACUAUCGAUCUAUCAUCAGUUGCUUCACAGUCUAUUCUAAAGUUUCACCGAAAACUUCAGCCAAAAUGGUCAAGAUCUACUUCCUUGCUGCUCUUCUGCUCGUGGCCAUAGCCGCCAUUAUGGCUCAGCCAGUUGACGACGAGUACGAACCUCUCGUCCUUCCCGAAGGACGUGGUGACAGACACAGGAGAGUGACCUGUGACCUGCUCACCUACAAAGGAGUUGUCGGAGACAGUGCAUGUGCUGCAAACUGUCUUAGCAUGGGCAAAGCUGGAGGUCGUUGUCAAGAUGGAGUCUGUACCUGCCGCAAAACUACCUUCAAGGAAGUCUGGGACAAACGUUUCGCGGCAAUCGUUUCAUUUGUUAAAGACAAAAUGAAAUUCAAUAUUUUUCUUACAUUUCUGCUUGUGGGCGUGGUCGCCCUUAUGGCUGCUCCUACUUCAAUAAUCCAAGAUGAACCUGAAGACGAGAUGCCUCUCGACACGAUUCGAAGCGAAACAGAGCGCGCUGACAGGCAAAGAAGAGUAACCUGUGAUCUUCUCUCGUUCAAAGGAAUCGCGGAACAUUCUGCUUGCGCUGCGAAUUGUCUCAGCAUGGGUAAAGCUGGAGGUCGUUGUGAAAAUGGAAUCUGUAUUUGUCGCAAGACCACCUUCAAGGAACUCUGGGACAAACGUUUCGGCUGAUCAUAUUCAAUCCGUAUUAUUAAUAUUAAAGCUGCAUUUAUUGUUUAAUUGC